UCCAGGUGUGGUCUCACCAAGGCCUUCUACAACUGCAAUAGAACCUCCCUGCUCCUGUACUCGAAUCCUCGUGCUAUGUAUGCUAACAUACCAUUCGCCUUUUUCACCGCCUGCUGUACCUGCAUGCCUACUUUCAACGACUGAUGUACAAUGACACCCAGGUCUCCUUGUACCUCCCCUUUUCCUAAUCGGCCACCAUUCCGAUACAGUUGUCCCAUGUUUUUCGAACGUUCGCUUUACGAAACCUCACUGUUACGAAAGAUCUACAUUAGUUCCUUGUUUUUGCUUUCAGAAGGUGUUUUCACUGUUACGAAAAAGAUCAGCGCGUGAUAAAAAAUCAGUGCUCGAUAAAAAGCAGCGUGUGCCCCGAGCAGCCGUUCUCCCCCGGAUUCGGAACGGCAUUCUCGCCGGCAUUGCUUAAACACAUGCCUGUGAGCAGCCGUUUGCAAAAUGAGUUCUAAGGUAUCGGAAAAGCCUGAAAGAACUCGUAAGGGUGUUACACUUAGCGUAAAACUAGACAUAAUUAAGUGUUUCAAUCGUGGUGAACGAAGUAAAGACAACGUGAGUUUGACCUGUGGAAGCUGACGAAGAUGUUGAAGAGGUUUUGGCAUCCCAUGACCAAGAUCUGGUAGAUGAGCUGAUGCAAUUGGAAGAGGAAAGGAUAACAAUCGAAACCGAAUGCAGUAGCGAAAUGAACGUGAAGCAACUGCGUGAGAUUUUCGCUGCAAUGAUAAGUACGACUUUAAUUUUGAAAGGGUAUGUCGGUUUAGGGGAUAUUUGCAGGAUGGUUUGAGUGCUUACAAAGAACUGUAUGAUAGAAAAAUGCACAAGGCUCAGCAGUCAAGCAAGCCUUCCACAUCAGCCACAGCAGACGACGAACCUCGACCUUCAACAUUGAGGCGGGCAGUCAUAGGAGAAGAUGAGCUGCCUGCUCUAAUGGAAACAGAGGACACCCCAGUGUCCCACCGCCCCAACACCCAGGCCGCAGACAGAUACUGAUUCGCGGAGAAUGCAGCAGUAGCCGGGAGGCACACAGCACUGCAAUCGGCACUGAUCUGGGCCGAUAAUUACGUGUCGGGCAACACCUAAUUAAUUAGCAUGUUUACUUCGGCUUUUUUCUUAAAGAUGUGCUGUGGCCUCUGGGCUACCGCUGGACCCUUGCAUGCUUCACGGAUCAGUAUCAGUCGGCAGCCCGGAGGGUGGAGGCCACUGCACCAGCCAAACUCCGACAACUCAGCCUAACACACCACCUCGGCGCUGUCCCAAUUCCGGUAAGUGAUACUGCACUGUACCUUAUUUCUACUUUAUAUCGGCUGUGUAUUUUUACAUGUUAUUUGGUAUGAUUUGGCAGCUUCUUAGCUUAAAGGUUACUGGAGAGAGUGUUUUUGCCAACAGCCCUUGUAUGAGAUUUUCUGCUGAGAGCACUUGCGUAAGAUUUUCACUUCGGAGAACAGUGCCAGCAAUGAUUGUGGAAAAGUACUUCUACUUUAUAUAGGCUGUGUAGUUAUCAUAUCAUUCCUGCUUUUACUAUAUGUUACUGUUAUUUUAGGUUUUAUGUGUUAUUUGGCAUGAUUUGGUAGGUUAUUUUUGGGUCUGCGAACGCUCACAAAAUUUUCCCAUAUAAAUAAAUGGUAAUUGCUUCUUCGCUUUACAAUAUUUCGGCUUAUGAACUGUUUCAUAGGAAUGCUCUACCUUCGGAUGGCAGGGGAAACCUGUAAUAAUCUGUUUUCCUGUUCUUGCCACCAAAGUGGAUAACCUCACAUUUAUCCACAUUAAAUUGCAUCUGCCAUGAAUUUGCCCAUUCACCUAACCUAUCCAAGUCAUCCUGCAUCCUCUUAGCAUCCUCCUCACAGCUAACACUGCCGCCCAGCUUCGUGUCAUCAGCAAACUUGGAGAUGCUGCAUUUAAUUCCCUCGUCUAAGUCAUUAAUAUAUAUUGUAAACAACUGGGGUCCCAGCACUGAGCCUUGCGGUACUCCACUAGUCACUGCCUGCCAUUCUGUAAAGGUCCAGUUUAUUCCCACUUUUUGCUUCCUGUCUGCCAACCAAUUCUCUAUCCACAUCAAUACCAUACCCCCAAUACCAUGUGCUUUAAGUUUGCACACUAAUCUCCUGUGUGGGACUUUGUCAAAAACCUUUUGAAAAUCCAAAUAUACCACAUCCACUGGUUCUCCCCUAUCCAAGCUACUAGUUACAUCCUCAAAAAAAUUCUAUGAGAUUCGUCAGACAUGAUUUUCCUUUCACAAAUCCAUCGCACUCUAGGGACACCACAACAAACUGCAACUGCCCUUCAAAUCCUUGGAGGAAGAGUUCAAGGUCGCAAGAGCCAGAGAAGUGCUACAUUAUAGGGACUCAAGUGACCCAAAGGUGGCUAGAGCAGGGAUCCAAGUGAGGACUGGCAGGAAGUGGAGGGCAGAGGAAGCUGUUCAGGAAGCAGAGGUGAGGCUGCGUCACAGGAGGCUGGUGGGGGUGGUCAUACGAGACCGAGCUGGGCUAGGAUCCUUUCCAACUCCCCAGCUGGACACCAGAGGGAAGGAAAGGCGUUGUCUGGUUCAGGAGGAGGUGAGAGCAGUAGUGGAGGAGACGAGAGUCUGCAAGGCGGUGGGAAUGAAGCAACAGGGAGCUUGGACAAGAUGGGAGAAUGCGGAUGAGAGGAAAGUGACCUGGGCUGAUCUCAUAGCUUGGAAGAAGCCUUUGAAAGGAAGCUCUCCAAGUAUGCAGGACUGGUCAGCAACUGUCAGCAGGCUGGAUGGAGAGCAAGGUGUCUCCCAGUGGAGGUUGGUUGUGAGGGAUUCACAGCCCAUUCCCUAGUUAGAGCCUUCAGCAUUUCGGGCAUCGAGGGAGAGAGGAAGAGGAGAGCCAUCGGCAGUACCACUGAUGCGGCAGAGAGGGCCUCAAGACGGCUGUGGCUCAAAAGAGGGGAGCCAUGGAGUCAUAAGUAGCUAGCCAUCUGGACACAAGCUGGGGUCUGAUCAACCCCGGCUGGGUCACCUGGAGGAGGUUGUAUGAUGUUAAAAGACCCGAAACACCCGAUGAUUCCAGGAACAUCACUGAAGAUGUGUUCAGAAGCAUCAAUAUAUGUAUGUACACAGUAAUCUCUCCCAGCUGGUAUUUGGUUUGUGUUUGCAACAUGGUUUUAUUGAGGUCUGGAGCUAAAUGGUUCUGGUGAAACCCAAACUAGGAAUCUAUGAUCAGGUUACUUUGGAGAGUAAGUACUGUUCAAGGACACUGUACUUCUUGCUGAUGAUUGAGGGUAGAUGGGAAAAAAUUAGAUUAGAUUAUGAGGACACGCAGUCCUCUUUUAUUGUCAUUUAGUAAAGCAUGCAUUAAGAAAUUAUACAAUGUUUUUCCAGAAUGAUAUCACAGAAAUGCAUGACAAACUGACUUAAAAACUAACAAAAACCACAUAAUUAUAACAGAUAGUUCCAACAGUGCAAAGCACAUACCAUGGCACGGUAAAAGUCUCAAAGUCUCUCGAAAGUCCCAUCAUCUCACGCAGACGGUGAACCUCCAGCGCUGCCAACUUGCAGAUGCAGCAUACUGGAAGCAUCCGACCACAGUCCGACUCCGAGUCCGUCUGAAAACUCCGAGUCUCCAACCAGCUCUCCGACACCGAGCACCAUCUCUGCCAAGCGCUUUGACCCCGGCCCCGGCAACAGGCGAUAGGCAAAGCCGAGGAUUUGGGGCCUUCUCCAGAGAUUCUCGAUCGCACAGUAGCAGCGGCAGCGAAUAUAGUCAAUAUAUUUGUGUUUCCUUUUGUAACUAUGCAAUUUUCCACCAUUGGUUACAACCCUAGCAGCAACUAUACUGGAACACCUUCCAGUUUGGUUUAGAAAGCAAGUCUUGAGUCUGAUUCUGACUCUUGCCUUUGUAUCUUUUGUUCUCAGCUUUUCCUUGAUUUGUGGUUGUGGGAAUCUUGAGAGAAAGCUGAGAUGGGUUUUUAGUAAUUCUGGUUUACAAAGGAGCAAAGUUAGACUUGGGAAUUAUCCCAAUUUAAUAAAGUAAUCAGAAUUAGUAUUUUGAACUGUCUUUCAUCCACAAUGCUAACUUUGGAAUUUUGUUCAAUUUUUAAAAUAAAAUUCAGGUAUGAUAAAAUGUGAAAAUGAGGGUAGCCUGCCGGAACCCAAAAUGCUUUCUAAUAAAACUUUGAACAUACAGUAUGUUUUCUAGUGGUUAAUCAGGUGACAGUUACACUAUUUGAUAAAAUAAGCCACUUGGAAAAUGCAGCAUUUUCCAGAUUUAGGGUUCUUUCCCUAUAUGUUCCUGUGGAUCUACAGGGAAAUUGGCCGUAAGUAGGGAAGUUGUAGAAUUUUGUAAAGAAAAAAGUCCAUUUCUGGCAGACUGUUAUGUGCCAGCUUUUGUUUCUGAGGCCUUAAUUGUCAGUUUUGCAAGGUGCUUUCCAGUACUAGUGACAAAUGAAAGACUAAUUACUGAAACAAGAUUUGUAUUUCUCUUCCUUCAGUUAGUCCUGACGAAGGGUCUCGGCCUGAAACGUCGACUGCACCUCUUCCUAUAGAUGCUGCUUGGCCUGCUGCGUUCACCAGCAACUUUGAUAUCCGUAACAUGGUGGCGGUGCUGGAUGUGAUCUCCAGUUUGGAGAAGUAUCCCAUUACCAAAGAAGCCCUCGAGGAAACGAGGCUGGGGAAACUCAUCAAUGAUGUACGGAAGAAGACCAAGAAUGAGGAGCUUGCAAAGCGUGCCAAGAAACUGCUAAGGAGUUGGCAAAAAUUGCUGGUUGAGCCUGUCGGGCAGAUCGAGUCUGUGCCCAGAGCACUGUCCAAUUCCCCUGGUUCAGCUAAUGGGGGAGCACAUGCUUUCAAGCAUGACUUGCCAUCUUUGGCCACCAGCACUGCUGUCGGAGGGGCCAAGCCGGUACCAGAUCUGAAAAAUAAGAACGAUGUGCACAAGUCCUACUCUCUCUUUGGUGACAAGCAGGGUAUUCGGAAACGGAAAGGGGAUGGUAUGAAGGGGCCACCAUCCAAAGUCCCAAAGCACAAUAGUGAACAGUUGCAGAACUCUACAUCACCACCAAGCAAUGGAAUCCGCAGCAGUCCUGAAAACUUCCCAAGCCCUCCUGACACAAUACCUUCAAACACCCAUGCAGUCCCAGAUAAAAGCCGAACAGACCCUCAGGCACCUUAUGAAAAUGACAAGCAUAGCAAGAUACCAGUCAAUGCUGUGAAACCACAUACCAGUUCUCCAGGUCUUGUAAGAAACCCUAGCACUUCCACGUUGCUAAAGACUGCUAUUCUACAGCAACAUGGAAAAACUGAUGAUCCUGUGGGGCGUUAUCGACCCAGUAGCCCACGCUGUCAAUCAUUUAGCCCAAGGACUCUUAAACAGGAAAUGCCAGCCAAACCUUCCUCAACAUAUGCACCCAAGGGCUCUAUUGCUAGUCCUUCUCAGAGCUUUACAGGGACUUUGGCUCAAGCAGGUACUGAUUCUGACAGGACAGUGUCUCACCUGCCCAAGAAACAUGUUCAGAUGUCAUCUCCUGUAUUGCAGGCAGCUGCAACACCACCUCUGCCAUCCCAGGUAAAAAGCUUACACCUAACAGAGACUGAAAGCCUCUUAGAUCGGCUAGUAGAGACACCUGGUUCAGAGACUCUUGUUGAAAACCAACUUCAGCACCAUUCUUCCCCACAGCCGCAGGACUUGGUGUAUUCCUCACAUAGUCCUAAUUCAUCAACUUCACAUCGCGGAGAAUCCUUGCAGAAUCUUGACUUGGAUGCUGUUAUGGGAGACUUGCCUGCUAGUGAGUGUUCCUUCUUUGGUCACGAUAACAAAAAGUCAUCCAAGAAAAAAUACAGGCCCAGAGACUAUCAGGUGAACUUAGAUGGACAAGUUAAGGAUGAAAGUGUAAAGCCUGUACGGUUGAAAGAACGUAGAAUUACAUUUGAUCCUGCUACAGGACAGAUCAAACCUUUAAUACAUAAGGAUUCAUCUCAGGCUGAAAGCUCAGUUCCAGCUGAGCCCCAUCGAACCACUGAAGUGGUCCAAGAACAGAGAGUAAACUUGCAAACUACUUUAGAUCAAACUAACUGGAAAGAAUUAUCAAAAAAUGAAAUUAUUCAAUCAUACUUAUCGAGACAGAGCUGCCUCCUUUCGUCCUCUGGAGUGCAGCCACCCGGAGGUCACAUUGUUGAAUUUCUACAGCACGAAAGCCACAGGUAUAGCACUAGCACAGAGGCCCGUGAGGUCCAUGUAUUGAUACCUACAGACACUCCCUCAGAACUUCCUGGGGUCAGUAGAGCGAUCAAAGACUCAGAUGUUCAGCGAAUACAUGAGCAACACUGGGCUGGUGUGAAUGGUUGCUGGGACAACCAGGGCAAUUGGUAUGAUUGGACGCAGGGCAUAUCUUUGGACCCUCAAGGUGAUCAGGGACAGCUGCAUAUACUGCCAUAUGUCUGUCUGGACUGAGCAUUAGUGCCCAUUUGGCUUGCUUUUAAGGUUUAAGAUCAUCUGAUGGUAAACAAGUGGUUCCCACUUACUAAAGAUGAGCAAAUAUAUCAGGGUUGCAAGAUACAGUUCUGAAGGUUCUAAUUCUCAGCCCAUCGGUGUAAGAACCCCUGCCCCCACCCAACCCCAGUACCCUCUCUUCUGCAGUUUGCUGCUAUCAGUGUUUUAACCAAAAUUGCAAAGGAGGGAAAGAAGCACAGGAGGAGUUUGAGAAAGAAAAAGGAAAGAAUGGUUAGUUCUGAUGUAUAUGCAACUCCCCUUAGGGAUUGGGACAGGUUUUAAUGGGUGGUCGACAAGCUUAGUGAGGAACAGUUUGUGGAAGAAAGUUGAGGUUUGAUAAAGGAUCCAGCACUUGACAAUAGGCUGGAGAUGGUCUUUGGGGCAGUUACAGGAGCUUUAUGUGGCAUCCAAACUAAAUGAAUAAUGUUACCUUAAAAAGUAUACAUCUAUUUAUUUUAUUUCUUUUUUAAAAAAAAAACAAAACACUUUAAUUUGGCAGUGAGACAAAUGUGCAAAAACUGUAGGUUUCUCUUAUUUACUCACAUUUUUUGAGCAUAAUUUUUAUCGUGAAAAUCAAGUCAGACUGUGAAUGUUUGCACAGUACCAUGUCAUACCAAACAUUCCAAAGGUCUUCACAUGCUGGUAGUUGCUGUCAUCUUCUGUUUAAAAUAAAAUCCUUGGGUCUUCAUAAUUUAGGUUUAAAAAUGUUUGAAAAGAAAUCUAUUUUACUAAGUCAAAAAUGAGUUUUUUAGCCACCUUACAAAAUUCAAACAUUAACAAUGUAAUUUUGUUCUCUGCUUUGCUCUCUUGCUUGAUCUCUACAAAUGUUCUCACUUCCCCAAAUCUCAAAGUGGACAAAAUAAAGAGGGUGCUACUAGUUUGCAACUUUGUACUGUGAGAAGUUGAUUUACAAAUCACAAAAUUUCAAAAGGAAUCGUUUGUAUGCUGGAGAUAUACUUGUUACCAUUCCUUUAGAUAUUGUUUGCCUUAUGGAAUCCAUCAUACCACAACUGCAAAACAAGAAGCCUUAGUGAAUGUACAGAAAUUAGACUUCUGUGUUCUGCACAAUACAGAAGGAAUGACUUUGCUAUUUGGUCCUUUUAAGUGGACACAUUGUGAUAUAAAUGUGGAAACAAUAAAAAAAAUUUGCACAGAAGUUUGCCCCCUUUUAUUCAAAAUGACUUCUCUGAUGAAAUUAUACUUGCAAAAAUCACCUCUCGAACAGAUGAUCAAUGCUGUAUUUAAUUCUGAAGUGGAUUCAUCUGAAUAGACAUGAAUGUGAACAUGUCAAGUUAAUUUUUUGUGACAUUGCUGGUCCGAACUUUAGUUGCAUUGUUCUUGUUCCUGUUUCAACCUCUAAUUAAAAGGCACCCGUUCUCAUGUUUUAGAGGUCUGAGUGGUGCUGAACAGUAAUUUAGUAAAAUUCUGUAUUCCAUCCAUUGUACUUGAAUGAUA
Molecule: messenger RNA, 7913 nt
Organism: Mobula hypostoma (lesser devil ray)
Lineage: Eukaryota; Metazoa; Chordata; Chondrichthyes; Myliobatiformes; Myliobatidae
Gene: crsp7
Product: cofactor required for Sp1 transcriptional activation, subunit 7
Exons: 3
Coding region: 4563-6419 (618 amino acids)
Biological process (GO): regulation of transcription by RNA polymerase II; positive regulation of gene expression
Cellular component (GO): core mediator complex; mediator complex; nucleus
Molecular function (GO): transcription coregulator activity
Source: RefSeq, a predicted model, not a curated record